AAAAAAGAACUAUUAAUAAUAUCAUAAUAUAAAUGGGACAAGUAAGCGGCCAAAUUUGACCUCAUCAGAAUCAGAGAAUUAGAGAAAGGUUCAUCGACGCUGGCUGCUAAUUGCUGUUUUUCAAAGUCGAGUGGCCAAAAAUUCGAGGAAGUAACAAUGGCCCUGCAAUCACCGAAACUAACCAGGAUAGGCCUGGCUGGUCUUGCUGUCAUGGGACAAAACCUAGCCCUCAACAUUGCUGAGAAAGGCUUCCCCAUUUCAGUUUACAAUCGAACUACAUCCAAGGUUGAUGAGACGGUUGAGAGAGCAAAGGUUGAAGGAAAUCUUCCAGUGUUUGGUUUCCAUGAUCCUGAGUCAUUUGUCCUCUCAAUCCAAAAGCCUAGGGUGAUCAUCAUGCUCGUCAAGGCUGGGGCACCUGUUGAUCAGACAAUCAAAACGCUGUCUGCUUACAUGGAGAAAGGUGAUUGCAUCAUUGAUGGUGGAAACGAGUGGUACGAGAACACUGAAAGAAGGGAGACAGCAAUGGCGGAGUUAGGUCUCCAGUACCUUGGCAUGGGAGUUUCUGGCGGCGAAGAAGGUGCUCGAAAUGGACCUUCUCUGAUGCCCGGAGGGUCCUUUGAAGCCUACAAAUAUAUAGAGGACAUCCUUCUUAAAGUAGCAGCUCAAGUUCCUGACAGUGGUCCCUGUGUGACAUAUAUUGGGAAAGGAGGAUCAGGAAAUUUCGUUAAGAUGGUUCACAAUGGAAUCGAAUACGGAGACAUGCAGCUUAUUGCUGAGGCCUACGACGUGCUGAAAUCCGUAGGAAAACUCACAAAUGAGGAGCUAAAAAAUGUCUUCUCGGAGUGGAACAAAGGCGAACUUCUCAGCUUCUUGAUUGAAAUCACCGCUGAUAUUUUCGGAAUCAAGGAUGAUAAGGGAGAUGGCUAUCUUGUCGACAAGGUCUUGGACAAAACCGGGAUGAAAGGUACCGGUAAGUGGACUGUCCAGCAAGCAGCAGAACUUUCAGUUGCAGCUCCUACAAUCGAAGCUUCUCUAGACUCUCGAUUCCUCAGCGGUUUGAAAGAAGAAAGGACUGAGGCUGCAAAAGUGUUCAAAUCUGAUGGCUUCAGCGACAUUCUAACCGAACAAGAAAUUGAUAAGAAGAAACUGAUCGACGAUGUCAGGCAGGCACUUUAUGCCGCGAAGAUAUGCAGCUAUGCUCAGGGGAUGAAUCUGAUUCGCGCAAAGAGCAUCGAGAAGGGAUGGGACCUGAAGCUUGGGGAGCUGGCCAGGAUCUGGAAAGGAGGCUGCAUCAUUCGUGCCAUUUUCUUGGAUCGCAUCAAGAAGGCGUAUGACAGAAACGCGGAUCUUGCUAACCUCCUGGUCGACCCAGAGUUUGCGAAGGAAAUCAUCGACAGACAAUCUGCUUGGAGAAGAGUCGUGUGCCUUGCAAUCAACUCGGGCAUCAGCACCCCAGGUAUGUCUGCUAGUCUUGCUUAUUUCGACACUUACAGAAGGGAGAGGCUGCCGGCGAACUUGAUCCAAGCUCAACGAGACUACUUUGGCGCCCACACUUACGAAAGAGUUGAUGUGCCGGGAUCUUUCCAUACCGAGUGGUUUAAGAUGGCUAAAAAGAAAGACAACUGAGCUCGAUCAUCCGGCUGCGAAUCUUCCUGAAUAAAGGCUGGCUCCAACGUCGCCCUACCGACACCACAAACUGUGAGAAGUUUCAUGUCUUGUUUCUUCAAUCAAUUGACUUUAAAAACUAAGACACCCUUUUUCUGCUUUCCUAAUUAUACAAUCCAUCUUUAUACUUCA
Messenger RNA from Andrographis paniculata, 1797 nucleotides. RefSeq names its product 6-phosphogluconate dehydrogenase, decarboxylating 1. The transcript is spliced from 2 exons. Gene Ontology annotation, biological process: pentose-phosphate shunt, oxidative branch; pentose-phosphate shunt. Bases 157 to 1626 code for a protein of 489 amino acids. Gene Ontology annotation, molecular function: phosphogluconate dehydrogenase (decarboxylating) activity; NADP binding. Gene Ontology annotation, cellular component: cytosol. Lineage: Eukaryota; Viridiplantae; Streptophyta; Magnoliopsida; Lamiales; Acanthaceae. The record is from RefSeq and is a predicted model, not a curated record.